Messenger RNA from Acaulospora colombiana, 915 nucleotides. The record is from the annotation of a GenBank genome assembly. Lineage: Eukaryota; Fungi; Glomeromycota; Glomeromycetes; Diversisporales; Acaulosporaceae.
AUGGAGUAUGCGGAGGUGCAAGGGUGGUGGAACUGCAAAGAGCAGAAGGCGAAUGGGACCAUCGAUGGGAUAUUGGUCGCGCCGACGGACAGGGCUCUUUCGUCUGGUAAAACUCAAAAGUUCAAAAACCAAACCAUAGAAUUAUCAUCACAAAUGUCACAAGAAAAAAAUAAGCAAUCAUCCACUUCGGAAUUAACUUCUGAAAUGGUCGAAAAAACUUCUCCCGUGACCGCGGUCGACACCUCCGAGCAAUCAGACAACGGCGUAAUAAUAGAUGAGCGUACGCGGGAAGAUAAUAAGAAUGGACCGGUAGUGCAAAUGUCAAAGACUCGAUUACUUUUCGUGUUCAUUGGUUUGGCCUUUGGUAUUUUCCUGGCGGCUUUGGAUAUGACCAUCGUGGCCACGGCUUUAUUGGGCAACAGAUAUAAACGUUCGAUUUUAUCGGAUUCGCGAAACGACAGGCCCGCCAUUGCCAUUGAAUUCAACGCUUUGAACGAUCUCGCCUGGAUUGGAACAUCGUAUUUGCUAACCGCGGGUUUUGUAGAGAGGGAAUACGUGGCUUCAGCUACUUCCCUGCUGACCUUUUUCAGAACUUUCGGAGCAGUAUUCGGUAUAGCAAUUCUGGGCACGAUAUUUAACAACGAAUUCUCGAAAAACAUAAACGCCGUUGCAAAUCUUCUACCGCCGGGUCUGGAUCCGGGAUCCAUAAGCGAAAAUAGUUCGGUGUUGGCAACGUUAUCCGAGUCCCAGAAAUUACCGAUCAUUCAUGCAUUCGUGAAGUCAUUGGAUGUAGCAUUCGAAUACGUCAUACCCAUGAGCGGAUUGUGUUUCCUAAGUGUGUUUGGCAUGAAAAUACUAAAACCAACACACGAUAAACGAGAGGAGACGUUGGAUCUUCAUGGAGUCGUCGCAUAA